AUGGUAGCUGGCGACGUUCACGUGAUUCAUUUUCUUUGUUCAGUAACAAUAAGGAAGUUGCGGGAUUCUGCAGGAGCUCACAUGCCGCGUGAUAUGCACUCAGUAGUCGUACUUGUGCGUGUGUUGUCUUUGGGAUGUUGCGCUAAGGAUCUUGCCUUGGGCAAAGUACUUCCAACCGAGGUUGUGGAUUCUAUUUUCAUUACCAAGUUUCUCCCAGAAUUCACUUCUUUGAUGGUGGAAGACUGCAUCAGAGCAGAGCUCAUGCGCACGAACAGUGAUCUUGGAGAAGAAUUUGUCGUUGGUAACUUCCUAUCCAAACCAUCUGACCGACUAAUCACAUUUUUGAAAGCCGAUCGUUGUGCGAAAUAUCAGCUCCUCAAACUAAUCAGUCAGAUAGGCUACAUUUGGGGUCAGCCUCAUUGUAUGACAAUGAUGAAAGAAUAUGAUAUCGAGUACUUUGCAAAUGCUGGUCAUGAAGACCUGGACCAUUUCGUGGAAGAGUAUAAUAAGCUACACGAGAGGCUAAUGCCCAAACCAGUUGAAACUAUGGAGGCCGAUCAUGAGCCGGUUCCAUCAUCGAAACCAAUACCUGCGGUUGGAAUGGCACAGGCACCUCAACCAUCUACACCUCUUCAUUAUAGUCCUUUUCAUGGUGCAGUACCUCAUCCCUGA
Cooperia oncophora is the source of this 672-nucleotide messenger RNA. Lineage: Eukaryota; Metazoa; Nematoda; Chromadorea; Rhabditida; Trichostrongylidae. The record is from the annotation of a GenBank genome assembly.